CAACCGAGUGGCCGGAGCUGCCGGACGGACACAUUGAAGAAGACGCCUUUCGAUGCUGAUUACCAAAAACGUGUCCGUCUGAGAGGCUCUGAAGGAAAGAAAGCAGCAACGAGUGUCACCCGGACAUUUGCGGGUGGAUGCGGUUUGCGCUGCGCUGCGCUCUGCAGCGCCCUCACACUGUGCAUUUUCACCGUUAAAUUCCACGAUAGGUCAGAGCUGAAUCAGAGGGAGAGAAAGAGAGAGAGAGAGGGUGUGACACACUGGAGGUUAUAUUGGUGACCCAACUAACUAUUUGGCACAGACUUGUCCUGUCCUCUCCUUCUCUCUCUCUCUCUCUCUCUCUCUCUAUCUGUGGGUCUCCACUUCUGUGCAUCAGUGAGAAUUUUUAUUUCAGAUUGUCAGAAUGGUUUACCACCCUGAGUUCCAGGCGGCUGGCAAGCAGGCUGGCCUGCAGAUCUGGAGGAUUGAGAAGAUGGACCUGGCUCCUGUGCCCAAAAACUUGCAUGGAGACUUCUUCACAGGAGAUGCCUAUCUGGUGCUGAAGACCAUCAAACAGAGGUCUGGCAGUCUGCAGUUUGAUCUGCAUUUCUGGCUGGGGAAUGAGUGCUCCCAGGAUGAGAGCGGAUCUGCUGCCAUCUUUGCCGUGCAGAUGGAUGACUACCUUGAGGGGAAGGCCAUCCAGUACAGAGAGGUCCAGUCUCACGAGUCCAACGCCUUCCUGUCCAACUUCAAGUCUGGCAUCAAGUACAAGGCCGGGGGAAUCGCGUCCGGGUUCACGCAUGUGGUAACCAACGAGGUGGACGUCCAGAGGCUCUUCCACCUGAAGGGACGGCGAGUGGUCCGAGCGACUGAGGUCCUGUUAAGUUGGGACAGUUUCAACAAGGGCGACUGCUUCAUUGUGGACCUGGGAGCUGACAUCUACCAGUGGUGCGGAUCCCAGAGCAAUCUGUUUGAAAAACUCAAGGCCACCCAAGUGGCCAAGCGUAUCCGCGACGACGAGAGGAGUGGGCGAGCCAAGGUCCACGUGCUGGAGGAGGGGAGGGAGUCAGACAAGCUGGUGGAGGUGCUGGGACCCAAACCCGACCUGCCUGACGGAACCAGUGACACCCAAGCGGAUACGAGCAACAGAAAACUGGCCAAACUGUACAAGGUAUCCAACGCCUCUGGUAGCAUCGAGACGACUGUCGUAGCUGAACAGAACCCGUUCCGCCAGGAUCUGCUGGAGUCCGGGGACUGCUUCAUCCUCGACCACGGCUCCAACGGAAAGAUCUUCGUGUGGAAAGGCAAAGACGCCAACAAGGAGGAACGCAAGGCGGCCCUGAAAAGCGCUGAAGCCUUCAUUGGCCAAAUGAACUAUCCCAAACACACCCAGGUUCAGAUCCUCCCUCAGACCGGGGAGACCCCGCUGUUCAAGCAGUUCUUCAAGAACUGGGUGGACCCGGACCAGACCCAGGGGAUGGGGGUCGGCUACGUCACCGGGAGCAUCGCCAAAAUCGAGAAGGUGCCCUUCGACGCCUCGGUGCUGCACGAGUCCUCUGCCAUGGCUGCCCAGCACGGCAUGGUGGACAACGGAUCUGGAGAGAAACAGAUCUGGCGGAUCGAAGGCGGUGAGAAGGUGCCUGUGGACCCCAGUCUGUACGGGCAGUUCUACGGAGGAGACAGCUACAUAAUUCAGUACACGUACACCUUCUCCGGGAGACAGGGCCAAAUCAUAUACAACUGGCAAGGCAAAGAUUCGUCGCAGGAUGAAAUCGGAACCGCUGCCAUACUGACCGUUCAGCUGGACGACGAGCUCGGUGGUGGCCCCGUGCAGGUGCCUGGCCGCCGCAGUAUUGUUAACCAGGUGCGUGUGGUGCAGGGCAAGGAGCCGGCUCACCUGAUGAGCCUGUUUGAAGGGAAGCCCAUGAUCAUUCACCAAGGUGGCACGUCGCGAGAGGGCGGCCAGACUGACGCUCCGGACACUCGCUUGUUCCAAGUGCGAGCCAGCAGCGCAGGUUCCACCCGGGCCGUGGAGAUUGAUGCCGUCGCCUCCAACCUGAACUCAAACGAUGCCUUUGUCCUAAAAACUCCCGAUUGCUGCUUCCUGUGGGUCGGGCAGGGGGCCAACGACACAGAGAAACAAGGGGCUCAGCAGCUGCUGGAGAUACUGGGGCUCAGCGGCUCCGAGAUAGCGGAGGGUGGCGAGACAGAUGACUUCUGGAAUGUUCUGGGCGGGAAAGCUGACUAUCGCACCUCUCGGAGGCUGAAGAACAAGAUGGACACUCACCCUCCACGUCUCUUUGCCUGUUCCAACAAGAUCGGCCGAUUCACUAUUGAGGAGGUGCCCGGCGACCUGACCCAGGAUGAUCUCGCCACCGAUGAUGUGAUGCUUCUUGAUACCUGGGACCAGGUCUUUAUCUGGGUUGGGAACGAUGCGCAGGAGGAGGAAAAGGCGGAGGCGGCCACUUCUGCUAAAAGAUACAUCGAGACCGAUCCUGCUAACCGGGACAGCAGAACACCCGUUGUGGCCAUUAAGCAGGGCUUUGAGCCGCCCACAUUCACGGGCUGGUUCCUGGGCUGGGACUACGACUACUGGAGUGUUGACCCGCUGCAGAGGGCCCUGGCUGAACUGGAGAUGUAGGCGAUCGCUUUCUGCCAACAUCAGCACUUUUUGAAUAUGUUUUUGAGGGGUUGGGUGAGGGCGGGGGCGGAGGGGGGUGGUGGUGAACUCUGACCAGCGCCUCCCUACCCUACCACUGUAGCUGUGCAAUAGAACUUGACUCUGCCACUGGCCAUAUACUCUGUGCUUCCACAAAGCUUUCUGUAAUAAAGGUUGACAUCCUAAAGCUGAA
Messenger RNA from Callorhinchus milii (elephant shark), 2831 nucleotides. RefSeq names its product gelsolin. The transcript is spliced from 18 exons. Bases 404 to 2620 code for a protein of 738 amino acids. Gene Ontology annotation, biological process: barbed-end actin filament capping; actin polymerization or depolymerization; actin filament severing. NCBI's taxonomy places the organism in Eukaryota, Metazoa, Chordata, Chondrichthyes, Chimaeriformes, Callorhinchidae. Gene Ontology annotation, molecular function: actin filament binding; phosphatidylinositol-4,5-bisphosphate binding. Gene Ontology annotation, cellular component: cytoplasm; actin cytoskeleton. The record is from RefSeq and is a predicted model, not a curated record.